GCACUGCACUCUUUCAUUGAGUACGAACGAGACACGGUGAAUGGUGGUGUACGCGCGAUUGUCGCAAAAGCAAAGGAAAAAUCGGUCCGUGAAAAAGGCGUUCGCGCGUUUCCGUCUCGUUUGUGUGCGCGUUGCGUGUCGCGUGGACCCGACCGGAACCGGAAGUGAUCGUUUCGGGUGGGCUUCGGUCGGUUUUGGACGCGUAACUCGCGCGAAAAGUUCAAUUUUCCUGCGUUCGUCCAUCGCAGUAGGCUCUGCGGCGGGGGCCUCCAUUGAAGGCACGGCGGCGACGACGACGACGGAACACACCUCGGCUGGUGGAGAGAGCGGGACAGAGCGAGCGAGAGGCGAGAGCGAGCGCUCUCUUUCCUUUUCGUGUUGACGUGCGCGCGCGCUCCCGCGUGUUUUGUGUGUGUGCGUGACGUCGCGAAAUUUUCGCCGCUGGUGCAGGCGUGUGUGUGCGUGUGAAUAACAAGCUCGCGAGCGGCCUGCCAGGAUCGUGCAACGAUCGUGUCGCGUUUCAUUCAGCAAAAGUGCAGCGCAGCACGGCAACAGUGUGGCAAAGUGACGUAAACGCCAGAGGAGAGGAAGAACGAGAGAGCGAGUGAGAGAAAGAGACGGAGCCGUUGCGUGUCCGCCACUUAUCGGGGCCAGCAGCAGUGUUGGUGGCGUUGAGACGGAGUGAAGUUGUGUGCGUGUGUUGUGAAUAGAAGUUGCAAAAGAGGUUUGUCAUCGAAGUUUUUCUCCGUUCCUGUUGGAUAUCGCGCGACGACGACGACGACGACGUGGAAAAGAGUAAGAAGUUUGGCGUGUGAAUCGGAAGAAGGAAGAAGAAUAAUUUCGUCACGAGCAAGAAGAGAGCCUGUAAUAAUAAAUUUUGUGUGGUUUUCGCUCAACGUGUUGGUCCUUAAAAGUGUGUGUUGAUUUGUGAUUGAAGAAAAACCUCUGAUUAAAGGAAGAAGAUUGAUUAGUUUUGGCGUGUGAUCAGGAGAGCAGGAAAAGUGGGAAGAAGCAGCGAAUUUUGGUGGGGCAACAAGGAGGAAUAAUCAAAAGAAAAAGGAUUUUUUCGUCUUUAUCGUUCAUGGUGUUGGUGGCUGCUGCCUGAUGACGUGCAACAAGAUUUUGCAAGCUCCGUAGUGGUGGCGCCGCCACUCCUCGGGGUCACUAAACAGCAGUUGUCAACCACAAACGACGUCGCUAGCAUUGCGCUAGUGCAACCCCACCGUUCCACCCCUCCCCGUUUGUCCCUUUUUUGUGUAUCCACUAAUAUUGGCCACCACCGCCGGGACGACGACGAAGCUGCGAAGCUGGUGGAACCUGGCCGCCACCACGAUGUCGGUGCAGCAGUACUGUCUGCGUUGGAACAACCACCAGCCGAACUUUAUCUCGGUCUUCUCGACGCUGCUGCACAAUGAGAGCCUGGUGGACGUGACGCUGGCCGCCGAGGGCCGACAGCUGCAGGCCCACAAGGUGGUGCUGUCGGCGUGCAGUUCCUACUUUCAGUCCCUGUUCACCGCAAACCCCUGCCAGCAUCCGAUCGUGAUACUCAAGGAUGUGCAGUACAACGACCUCAAAACGAUGGUGGACUUUAUGUACUACGGCGAGGUCAACGUGUCCACCGAGCAGCCGCAGGUGCUCAAAACGGCCGAGAUGCUCAAAAUCAAAGGCCUGGCGGAGAUGCCGGACGCGUCGGCGUGUAAGGCCGACCCCGGCAAGCUCGAGCAUCCGGACCUGGUGGGCGCCGGGCUAGGUCCGGGAGGGACAGGCGGCCCGGAAUCGAUCUGGGGCAGCGCAGAAUCUCAGCAGCAGCAACAACAGCAGCAGCAGCAAGCCCAACAAAGUGCCCAGCAGCAACAACAGCAACAACAGCAGCAGCAGCAGCAGCAAUACCAUCAACAGCUGCAGGCCCAACAGCCUCAGCUCCGAAGAACGCCCCCCACUACCAACAUGUCCCCUGCGGCGCGGAGGAAGCGGCCGAAAACCUCCACCGGUUCCGGAUCGCUCUCUACCGAACGCCUCCAGCAACAGCAACAACAGCAGCAGCAGCAACAACAACAACAGCACCACCACCAGCAACAGGAUGACCACGGCAGCAAUACGGACGGAACGAUAAACAUCGUGCCGCACCUGCACAUCCAGCAACAGGUCGACAACAUAUCGUACAGUACCGGGCACAGUGCGCUGGCGUCGCUGGCCGGGGCCGCCGGCGGACCCGGCAACAACAUCCGGAUAAUCAAGGAGAGCCCCGGCUCGGACGUGGACCAGCAGCAGCACGAGUCGUCGCAGGAGAGCGUCGACGAGUCCGGCCACCACAUGUCGAGCAUCAUCAAGUAUGCAGUAAUUUUAGUAGUGUCCCAGACUAUGCCUUUACGCAUUUUUACACUAUCGACCAUCCCGCAAUCGCAAUCCCAGCACUCGGGUGGGCAAUGGACGGUAAUCGAUACGAACUAUUCGCGAUUCGGAAUCGCGUCGUGUCAGACAAACUUGGGCCUCCAGCAGCAGCAGCAGCAGCAGCAACAACAGCAACAACAACAGCAGCAGCAGCAACAGGCUCAACAACACGCCCAGCAACAGCACCACCAGCAGCAGCAAGCUGCGGCCCAGGCGGCUGCGGCGGCGGCCGUCACGAGUCAACAGGUGGCUCAGGUUCACCAGCAGGCGGCCGCGGCAGCUGCAGCAGCAGCGGCGGCAGCAGCCGUUCAGCAACAGCAGCAGCAGCAACACCACCAGGGCGAUAGCCAAUCGCUGAACAACAACGGCGGCAACAACAACAGCAACAGCAGCAAUCCCCUGUCGAACGCCUCCACGAACAACUCGAACGCGCCAACGCCGCAGCCCACGACGCCAGUACAAAUCUAUCAGCAUCCGUUCUCGCCGCAGAUCAUCUCCGUCAACCCGAACAACAUGGUCAACAGCUACAGCUCGUCAAACAUCUCGACGCCGACGUCACCCCAGGGCGGCAACGACUCGGCGGCGGCCGCAGCUGCCGCUGCCGCGAUGGUCCACAGCGUGUACAGCCAGCAGGGCCAGGCCACCAACAACCAAUCCCCGAUCGGAACGGCGGGCAAUGCCGCGACCGGCACCACAAGCGCCAGCGGGACCACAGCGAUCCAACCGGUCAAGCGGAAACGGUCCGUCAACCCGCAAGGCGACGAAAACUUCCUGCGAGCCCUCGAAGCCGUACGAUUCGGUGGCAUUGGCUUCUGCAAGGCCGCCCGCCUCUACGGCGUCAACAACCGAACGCUUUGGCUCGAGUACAAAAAGCGUGGCUACCCCAUCAGCAGGCCCAGCAUCAAGAGCCGGAUAAAGCUCGAGCCAAACAUCUCCCCGCCACCGUCAACCACCCCCACCGGGGACGAAAACGCCUCCCUCGAACACUACGACACGUCCCUCUCCUCCCCAGCCCUCAACAUGUCCCUGCACCAGCAGCAGCAACAGGCCCAGCAACAGCAGCAAGCCGCCCAGCAGCAACAAGCCGCCCAACAACAGGCCGCCCAACAACAAGCCCAGCAGCAAGCCCAACAACAGCAGCAACAGCAACAGUCCCAGCAGCACCAAACCUCGAACGAAAACGCCAGCGCAGCGGCGGCGGCAGCCGCAGCCGCCGCAGCAGUGGCCGCCUCGUCCGCCGCCGCCCCCCUCAUGUGUCCACCCCAUGCGCAUCCGAUGGGCGUGAUGGGCUUCCUCGAUACGCGCCACGUCGACUUUACGACGGCGACCGCGGCCGGCAUCCACCAGAUGUCGCGCCAGCGGUACCCGGACACGACCACGGUCAACAUGAACACCGGCGCGGUCAACCUGCAGGGACUGAACUUUAACUCGAUGUAAGCGCGACGAAGCGGCGGGGCGGGUUUCGACGCGGAAGGGAGCGGGAAGUCGGUGGGCGAACGCGAGCGGACUAGCUAGAUGUGAUUUUGAUGAAUUUUAUUUUAGGACUUACAUAAUUGUGAUCACUUGAGUGUGUAUUUAGAAAUUAAUUACACCUUUCUGUGGCUAGCAAUUUUUUAAAUUGCAUUGUUUAAAAUUUUGAAUGUCCUAAGUCAAAAGGUCUUGUUUACAUGUUCGUGAAAUGAAUGAAUAAAAACAUCUUUAUUAUUAUGGAAUAUAGUUCUUGUAUUGAUGCAAUCAUCGUCAUCGAAAAUAUGUAUUGAAAUCUUCAGAAAAAUCAAGAAAAUGAAAUUGCAUGAGAAAAAAAUCAGAAUACCUGAUUGAUCAUUAAAAUUGUCCUCAAAUGAUCUGCUCAUACGGAAGAAAUCAAUGGAAUUUGCUAGCUACACAGUAAAAAAACAUGGUAGGGGAACUAUGCCCUUUCUCAGCCUAUUUCUAUUAUCGGCCUAUCAGCACUUUGAUCAUGAAUUACAGCUUUUAUAAAGUGUUUUUGACAAUUCUGAAGUAAU
Molecule: messenger RNA, 4397 nt
Organism: Culex quinquefasciatus (southern house mosquito)
Lineage: Eukaryota; Metazoa; Arthropoda; Insecta; Diptera; Culicidae
Product: myb-like protein AA
Biological process (GO): regulation of transcription by RNA polymerase II
Cellular component (GO): nucleus
Molecular function (GO): protein binding; DNA binding
Source: RefSeq, a predicted model, not a curated record